Penicillium bovifimosum is the source of this 2364-nucleotide messenger RNA. Its product is annotated as origin recognition complex subunit 1. Gene Ontology annotation, cellular component: nuclear origin of replication recognition complex. Gene Ontology annotation, biological process: mitotic DNA replication checkpoint signaling; DNA replication initiation. The coding region runs from base 1 to 2364 and encodes 787 amino acids. The record is from RefSeq and is a predicted model, not a curated record. Gene Ontology annotation, molecular function: ATP binding; chromatin binding; DNA replication origin binding. Lineage: Eukaryota; Fungi; Ascomycota; Eurotiomycetes; Eurotiales; Aspergillaceae. The transcript has 3 exons.
AUGAGCGAUAGCGAUUCUGACUCUCGCCCUCAACGGCUCAAUGCCCGUGAGCGCGCACAAUGGAUGACCAAGGGAGCUCUGGUCCGAGACGACUCUGACGAUGAGUUAGGCGUGGAGGACCUUCCAUGGAACUGGAUCUACGACACCAAUGAAGAGGACAAUCCGCAAACUGAGGGCAAUGACGGCAGCCCCGUGAAGCGUGGUCGAAGACGCUCUUCCCGACCGGCCCAUCAGAAACGCAAGAUUAUUGGUGCGCAAAUGGGACAGUUCCAAUGCAGACUUGGCGAAGUCGUUUUAUUGAAAUCACCCGAGCCUGGAAAAGACUGGGUUGGCAUCAUUACAGAAUUUUCGGAAGAGGAGGAUGAAGAUGAAGAAGACGAGAUGGUCAAGCUGGCCAACAUUAUGUGGUUCGCUUCACCGGACGAAUUCAUGGGUACGAGGAACAAGCGCCGGACCGAUGCUUUGCCCAACGAGCAGUACAUCACACUCGAUUUCAACAACAACCCCUUGACAUCGAUCAGUGGCAAAGGCAGGGUCAUGUCUCAGAGUACGUUCAUUGCUAGAUAUCCGAAUGGCCCUCCGAAGAACAGGAACGAAUUGGCGGAAUACAACAAGUGCAUUGUUUGUCGACGCGGCGUGAACCAGGUUCAAGGAAGAUAUACCGAAGAGUUUACCUGGGAGGAGUUGUACAAUCAAGAUGACAUUCACCAAUUGAUCAACUGGGUCAAGGAGGGCUUGAAGGCUUCCAGGAAACGCAGGGCUGCGGACGAUGAAUAUGUCGAAACCAAAGAGAACGUGGCACCUUCGACUCCGAGAAAGAGGCAGCGACUGGCGGCGACGAAUGCCACACCGCAAUCACAGCGCAAAAAGGCGCUCAUGACUCCCACUCAUAAACGGAUCGUUGUGAAGAAGCCUCUCGAAUUCACUCCGCUCGGGACUCGGGUCCUCUCGCCUUCGCAUUUUGACUCACCCUACCGUCAAGCUCGUAAUCUACUACACGUCUCGUCUGUUCCAGAUUCCUUGCCCUGUCGAAAGACGGAAUUCAACACGGUGUACAACCACCUUAGUGCCGCGAUCAUGGAGGGCACAGGUGCUUGCAUCUACAUUUCUGGUACCCCUGGCACCGGCAAGACUGCCACCGUGCGCGAGGUUGUUGCACAGCUGAAUGGAGCCGUGCUUGAAGAAGAGAUGGACGAUUUCAUAUUUGUCGAGAUCAACGGCAUGAAGGUUACCGAUCCACAUCAAUCAUACUCUUUACUGUGGGAGGCGUUAAAGGGCGACCGAGUAUCACCCUCCCACGCACUCGAUCUUCUCGAAAGAGAAUUCUCAAAUCCGUCCCCACGUCGAGUUUCCUGUGUUGUACUCAUGGAUGAAUUGGAUCAGCUUGUGACAAAGAACCAAUCUGUCAUGUACAAUUUCUUCAACUGGCCCGCUCUCCGCCACUCACGCCUUAUUGUCCUGGCUGUCGCGAAUACCAUGGAUCUGCCCGAAAGAACGCUGAGCAACAAGAUCUCCAGUCGUCUCGGCUUGACGCGUAUCACAUUCCCGGGAUACCGCCACACAGAUCUGAUGGAGAUCAUCAGUACCCGCCUGGCGAACGUCCCAGGCAACAUCGUUGAUCCAGAUGCCAUCCAAUUCGCAAGUCGUAAAGUUGCCGCCGUCAGCGGUGACGCACGCCGCGCUUUGGACAUCUGCCGUCGAGCCGUCGAGAUCGCUGAACAAGCGGCCGAGCAGGCUGCUGUCGCAGACGACACAAAGGAUGAGACAGAAUCCUUGCCUCCCACACCCAGCAAAACGCCCGCCCGACGCAACAAGACCGUUGCAGCGGGAGCAGCCGGUGAUUCAGCCAUCACUAAGCCUUCCGCGAAGGGCCAACCAGGCCGCGUCACUAUCGCGACUAUCAAACAGGCCAUCCACGAAGCUACGUCAACCCCACUCCAGCAAUCCUUGCGCUGUCUUCCGCUAUCAGGGAAGCUCUUCCUCGCCGCCUUACUGGCCCGAGCCCACCGGACAGGUAUCUCCGAAUCCACGUUCGGCGAUGUCCUCGACGAAGCUCGCCGUAUCGCUGAUGCAGCUGUUGCGGUGGCCGGCGCCGCCGGCGCUGGCGUGAAAGAUUUCCUCCUGGGUGGAGGCCCUAGUGCUCGAGUGCGAAGCUUGGGACAUGCGGCUAUGUCGCUGAUGAACUCUGGUGUCUUGGCGCUGGAGCAGGGUACUGGCUCUAAGAGUGUGCUUGGGGGUACUACGAUCCCAACACGCGGUGACCGUAGCAGUAAAGUCCGGCUUCGGGUUGCGGCGGAGGAUGUUAGGUCUGCUUUUCGCGAGGAUGUUGAGGCCAAGGGCUUUGGUCUGGGCAUUGAGCAGUGA